This is a messenger RNA of Poecilia latipinna (sailfin molly), 2654 nucleotides long. Its product is annotated as short transient receptor potential channel 4-like. Gene Ontology annotation, molecular function: store-operated calcium channel activity; inositol 1,4,5 trisphosphate binding. Lineage: Eukaryota; Metazoa; Chordata; Actinopteri; Cyprinodontiformes; Poeciliidae. Gene Ontology annotation, cellular component: plasma membrane; cation channel complex. Gene Ontology annotation, biological process: regulation of cytosolic calcium ion concentration; calcium ion transmembrane transport. The annotation marks the transcript as partial. The transcript has 8 exons. The record is from RefSeq and is a predicted model, not a curated record.
GUUUCAGUCUCUUACCUUUUCUUCUAUGUCUCUUUUCCCCAGUUUGUCGCUCAACCCAACUGCCAGCAGCUUCUUGCGUCUCGGUGGUAUGAUGAGUUCCCAGGCUGGAGGAGGCGUCACUGGGCAGUGAAGCUCAUCACCUGUGCUUUCAUCGGCCUCCUCUUUCCGUUGCUUUCUGUCUUCUACCUGCUCUUUCCAAAGACUCGCUAUGGCCAAUUCAUCCGUAAACCUUUCAUCAAGUUUAUCUGCCACACUUCUUCCUACUUGACCUUCCUCCUCCUGCUCUUCUUGGCCUCACAGCAUAUCGACUCUGAUGACCCAGCAUGCCAGGCUGCCCACAUCCAGGGCCCAGAACCCACCACUGUGGAAUGGCUUAUCCUGCCCUGGGUGAUUGGUUUCAUAUGGGCUGAAAUCAAACAAAUGUGGGAAAGUGGUUUAAAGGACUACAUGGAUGAUUGGUGGAACAUAAUGGACUUCAUAAUGAACUCCUUGUAUCUUGCAACUAUUUCUCUAAAAAUUGUUGCAUAUGCAAAGCACAAAGAUUGCAGACCGAGAGACAGCUGGGAAAUGAUGCACCCCACGUUGAUAGCAGAGGCCUUGUUUGCCAUUGCUAACAUCUUCAGCACCUUACGUCUGAUCAGUCUUUUCACUGCCAACUCACACUUGGGUCCCUUACAGAUUUCACUUGGCCGAAUGCUUCUGGACAUCCUCAAAUUUCUGUUCAUCUACUGUCUCGUGCUUUUGGCUUUUGCGAAUGGCCUUAACCAGCUCUAUUAUUACUAUGCAACAGUCCCAUUAACCAAGGAUGGUAAAAAGGACUGCUACGGUGUUCGAUGUUAUACCCAAAAUAAUGCCUUUUCAACGUUGUUUGAAGCACUCCAAUCAUUAUUCUGGUCUGUGUUUGGCCUUAUUGGUCUCUAUGUGACCAACGUGAAAGCAAACCAUACAUUUACCAAAUUUGUUGGCUCUACUAUGUUCGGCACCUACAAUAUAAUCUCCCUGGUGGUGCUUCUGAACAUGCUAAUUGCAAUGAUGAACAAUUCCUACCAGCACAUUGCUGAUCAUGCAGACAUAGAAUGGAAAUUUGCACGAACAAAAUUAUGGAUGAGCUAUUUUGAAGAGGGCGGGACUUUACCAUCUCCGUUCAAUAUAAUACCGAGUCCAAAAUCGGUGUUUUAUCUACUGAGGUGGAUAAAAACAAAUGUGUUCAAGAAACCAAGCAAAAAAUCACUGGAGACAUUUGAGACAUUAGGGGUGCGAGCAGCAGAAAAUGUCAAAUUAAACCAUGAAUAUCAGGGUGUAUUGAAGAACCUUGUGAAACGAUAUGUUGCUGCAAUGAUCAGAAAUGCCAAAACCGAGGAAGGGUUGACAGAGGAAAACUUUAAGGAGCUUAAGCAAGAUAUCUCCAGCUUCCGCUAUGAAGUUUUGGGAAUGAUGAAGAGUAAACCUCACAGCGGGGGAACAAGUCCAGUUGCGAGCACAACAUUGGCUUAUCCUGGAAAUUCCUUCAAAUAUUGUCGCAAACCUGCUGCCACUGAACGUCAAAAAGAGUCGCGUAUGUCCGAGGCAAAGUCCCCCACUAUACUUCAAAAUAAAGCUGCCAACACAACCAACUCUCCAGGCUCAAAUUAUCAAAACAAUUGUUCCGUUGUUGUGUGGAGUGCAGAGAUGACUGAGAUUGAAAUAUCAAAAGAGCAGACAAAGCAUGAGUGGCCUCCGAAACAGGAGAAAACGUCCUUUCUGAAAUGUGAUGAAAACAAUUCCUUUUUUGUGGCAUCUGGCAGGCAAAACCAAGACGAAGCUCUGAGUGGCAAAGCAGAUGUGGAAGUCUCACAGAAUAUGAACACAGAAACUCAGGAAAUGGGGCUUUCUUGUACCGUCCUUUCUAAGGAAGUGACAAACGGUCCAAAAAAAGUGCAAAGCUGAGUCUGCAAAUAAGGAACACACAGUAGAAUCAUUAUUUACUUAAUCAUCAUAUUUAAAAAAAAAUAGCUUGUGACUGACAGUAGCUAUACUACCAUACUGUUCUUAUACAUUAAUAUGUCUAAUCAGUUCUUGUACAUUAAUACGUCUAAUCAGUUAUAUAAAGACCCAAUAAUAUAUCCUCUUUACGAACGAUGUGAUUGCUCACUUGCUGCUCAGGAAAGUGAGUUUUCAGCAGGUAUGUUAUUUAUCUCUUACUUUGAACAUAAAAAAACAAAAGACUGUUUCUACCUACACAAACAGUAAUACACUUGAAAAUGUUUAUUUUUGAUUCUAUAUAAUUGUGCAAGAAAAUCUGAAUCUAAUUUAGAAAAUUAACACUAAUUAUAUAUGUCCCCAGCCUGCUGUUUAAUCUAAUGUAUUGUUUAAUUUAGUCAUUACCUCUGAAUAUCACAGAGCUUUGAAAAUUAGAGGCUGCCUGUACUUCAUGUUUAUAUCCCCAAAGAUGGUAAAGCUGUGAGAUGGAACAAUCUUAACAGUGAUGUUAAAGAAAAGAAGAUGUGUGCACAUUUUGAGACUGCUUUCAGAAUCUGCUUUCUAAAAAAUCUGUGUUUUUAUCUUGCGGGCUAAUGAGCUUUGACAACUUUUACUAUUUAUAAAACAUUAUAAAUGUUCACUAAUAAAAUGAAGCAAAAUGUUAUGGUUUCUAAGUUGCCUUUAUUUGAAAAUGU